GCGUUUGUGUUGUACCUGUUGGGUGGUACCAGAUCAAUAUAUUGACAUAUUGUCUUGUGUAUAUGCACAAAACAAAGAGAUAAUCUCGGUCGAAAAUGACUGCCAACCCGAGAAUGGCUGACGUGAGAACGGUGUGAGAAGACUUUCCUUGACGGAUCAUGAGAGAGAAGAAUGGUUUCAAGUGUUGGCAACUCGUGGAAUGUUCCUGCUAAGAUGACAAACAAGUCAGAACUGUGGUGGAAACAUUUCUAUCCAUUCCUGUGGAACACUAUACCAAAAUGUGAAAGGACACAGUUUGCUUAAGUUCGUUUCUGAUAAUCUAUUGGAUCCUGUCCCUCUCAAACCAGUUUUCUGAACCCUUUCUUCGGUCAAAAUUCUGAUUUUUCGUUCUGUUGAUCUCUCUACCAUGGUAUCUGUAUUCCCUGGUUGUAGACACAAUACUUUCUUGCGGCUUUCCCAUGACUUAUAAAAUCGACAUACGAUGGACGAAAAAAUUGAGGAGGAACAGCCCAAAUUAUCUAUACCAAAGUCAAGUUCGUUUUCACCGAAAAUCACGCGACCAAAGCUGCCAUCGUUUACCGGCAGCCGGUCCACAAGUCCAAGGUCAAAGACUGACCCUGGCCGAGGUGAUAUUAAGUCGAUAAUGGAAGAUAUCAUGAACCUCAACAAAGUCGAUUUCCCGAAAACCUAUGGUCGAAUGCAUGGAUUGAGGUCUCAUGCAUCCCCAGGAAAGUCCCAGUCAACAAACACAUCUCCUUCUGCGUCACCUGUCGUGGGUUCUCCCAUAGUGGAUGAGCCGCGAUCUGCCUUUUCAAGGAACCGAAGUCGCAGUUUGAAACAGCUUACAGACAAACUCAAAAGUGGUGGAAAGUAUAGCACAGAACACAGAAGUGCUAACAUUCCAGAGGCAUCUGAUGCACUCCCAGACAGAGCGAAACCAACAAGUCCCAUGGAGUCAGAAGCCGAUGCUUGUGGCUCCGAAGCUGAUUUUUGUAAUCAGACUGAAUCAGACACAGCACAGGAAGGACCUCAGGAGGAAUACCCAACAGAUAUGGCUUCAGAUCCUACAGAGAGACAAGUUUUAGAGUCUGUUGCAAUGGUACAGUCUCAGGAUUCUGUUGACCUUGAGAUGGAGGCCCUGACAGGAGAGAGCAGCACUGAUGGGCCUGACGUGCUGGUGAGAGAAGAUCUAGCAGAGAGUGCAGGCAGUGCAGAUAGCCCAGACCUUAUUGGUCUACGUGAGAGAACACCAGAAAGUGACGAUCAGCGAGGAGAUGAUAUCAAGACAAGUCGAUCUUUUGUUCGACUGAAUAUUGAAAAAUCUGGAGAUGAUGAAGGUGUUGGUGAGGGGGAAGGCUCCAGCCCUCAAGUUAGUACUUUCACUUAUCAUCCAAUUGGUCGUAACUCCCCUUUCCUGAAGUUAGCUGCCACUGCUCCAUGUCCUAAAAGACGGACUGGAAUCACAACUUUGGCUACAUUAGGUCGAGUCCAGCAAAUGUAUGGAAGAGAGGAAGCAGGGAGAAGUGACGACCAGUCUAACAAACGAUCCCAGCGCCGUGAACCUAACCAGGGUGGUGCUGGUCAGAAAGUGUCUCCUGUUCGUUUUAUCACACAUCCCCCUCAUAGGAAAGCUACAUUCCGGGAAGAAGGUUCCGUGGAUAGUAAUGGUUUUGGAGCUUUAAAGUCCUCCUCGGGAGAGAGUGAGGAUGACCAGAAACACAGUCAGCUGUCUCUAGCUGACAGUCAGCUCUGUGCCAGUGAGGCAGGGGAUGAUCCCACUUACCAAGAUGUUAUGGAAAGUGUUGUAGGAGAGAGUAACGAUCCUGGUGAUCGGAAAAAUGGUAAAUCUCUAAAACAGAAAUCCAAAAGUGACCCUAGUGGCAGUAAGACUAGGGAGAUGUCUGACUUUCCCCAAGUCAUGGACUCCAACCAGUCUCAGAGUGCUCCUAUCUUGUCCAAGGAGGACCGAGAAGGAAGUCUUGAUGACGACUUCCGGAUAUCUGAGGAAGGGACGAAACCCAAGUCCCGCUCAGAGAACAUUCUCUCCUCAGGAAGCAACAUUGAGGAGAGUAUAGUGGAGCAGUCGACGGAUGAUGAUGAGGAAACAACUGAUGAUGCAAACAAUUUACUUAGUCCCGACUCCCGCAAACAUGCGACAGUGUUCUCUUCAGCUCCCUCCACUCCUCAUCGCCACUCUCCAGUUCCUUCUCUGGAGUGUACAGACCAUCUCCUCAGUGUCCCUGCCCCCAAGAAACCCAUUCUACGAAGUGCAAGCUCAGCCAGUGUGUUACAAAGGAAAGGCCAUGGUUCCAAGGAUAAGGACAAAGAUAAGGAUGUGAUACGGAAGUACAGUAUAACAACAGAUGAGAAGCCAGCCUCCUUGGUUCCUGACUUCGCACCUAUAGGAGAUAACAGUGGAUUAGCUAUAAGUAUGCCCUCAGUGUGGAAGGAUAGGCUUCCCAGCUCAGAGUCCCCAGACAGAGAACCUUCAUUCAUAAAGGACAAACGAUACCAUAUUGUGGAAGAAAUUUACCGCAAUGAAAAAGAAUAUGUAGAGGCCCUCAAGACACUCAAAGAUAAAUACAUGGUCCCACUGAAGACACAGAGUAGCCUAGAUGAUACAAUAGUGGACAAUAUAUUCUACAUGAUACCAGAGAUUCUCACACAUCACUCUAUUUAUCUGGAUUUCUUGGACAACGUGUGGAAGCACUGGGACACGGCCAACAGCACAGUGGGAAACAUCAUCACAUAUAUUUUUUCAAAACAGACUGUGUUAGAGAGCUAUUUAUCAUUUGUGGAGAACUACCGGUUGUCUGGAAAGGUUAUAGAGAACGCCCUCACCAAUAAGUCCUCAGUACAGAAGUUUGUAGAGCAAUGUCAGCGAGACAGUGGCAGCAAGCUGUCGAUGAAGGACCUUAUUGUCCGUCCCAUCCAGAGGAUUCCUCGUUAUGAACUGCUGAUACAGCGUCUUCUGGAGAACACUCCACGUGACCACCCCGACUUCCCCCUGCUCCAGCAGGCGGACAAAGUGAUGCAUGAUCUGGCCAUGCGUAUCGGCAACCUCAACGACAGUCAGCAUGAAGAAGACAUGCAGGAAUCUCUGAAGAAGCUGGAGCUCCUUCUCAUUACUGAUCUGGCAGUCCCAGACAGAACGUACAUCAGACAUGACAUGGUGCAGAUCAUUGCCAAGAAGGACCAAUGCUGUAUGUGGUUGUUCUCUGACCUGAUGAUCUUCAGUUCCAUCAAGAGGAAGAGUGGACCUGUCACACGCAAAGUCUCCAUUAUUCUGAAAUCCCCUGCCGGUCAGGAUUUUGCAGAGAAUAUAAAGCAUAAAGUGUGGCUGAGGAUUGGAUUGGAUGACAUUGAAAUAUUCAAGACCCAGGGUUCUCUGACCCGGAAGGCAACACUAGACCGGGACCAGGUGGAGGAUGAUUUGCACCUGGUCACGCAGAUGACAGAGCUGACUAACAAGAUGGCAUUCCCACACCAGGCGCUGGAUGAUGCACUGAAGGAGAUGUCAACGUCACUGUUAAAGCAGCUCUCUGAAUGUCAUAUUCGCAGCCCCACAUCAGAGUCCAACAAGCUGGAGCUUCUAGUCACAACACAAGAGGGAGUCCACCAGUUUGUGGUGGUGUUCCCCUCUACUGAGAAGAGGAUAACAUGGGAAGCAGCCUUUACAGAUGCCAAAACCAAACUCUCGUUAUUGUCAGACAAGCGAGCACCUGAGUUCUUACAACCUCUACAGAUAACUAAAACGCGUGCUGGCAUGCAGUUUUCCUGUGCGGCCCCUAUUGAUGGCCUAAAUGCUAACGGCUAUCGCGAUGUGUGGGUGUGCAACAGCGAUGGCUAUGUAGGUCACAUGUGCUUGCUGAGUCUUCAGCCUGAGCCAAUCGUCACUCUCAAUACUCCUGUCCCAGGGUGCAAUGCUCGCAUCCUGUGCAUCUGUGCUGUGCCUGCUUACAUUGGAGCGUUUCGGAGAAGAAGCAGCACAAAGGGUCGGCAAAGGCAGCAGCAACGAGACUCAAUUGGCUCUCCCUCAGAGGGUCCGCGUAUUAAUGUAGAGAAAGUAGACGAGGAUGUGGACAAUAUCCCCGAGGAUGGGUAUCAGUCGGACUCAGAGUCGGAUGCUGAGUCGGACGAUGAACCUUUGUCUUUCAUCCCCCAUCAGGAUGAGCUGUUUGUUGGAGAUCUGGUCUCGGAUGAUGAUGCUCCUCCGCGGCCAGUUAUCUCCCCUCUCGCACAGAGCAGCCCUGACCCCAUCAUGACAACAGGAAACUGGAUGCAGGAUGCUCAGAGGAGUACAAUGUGGCUCGGCACUGAGGAUGGCUGCAUCCACAUUUUCCAGUGUACAGAUAAUAUCAAAACAACGAAAAACAAACUCAAAAUCCAACAUGGAUCCCCGGUGUAUGGUAUUGUAUAUCUUGAUAACAAAGUGUUUGUUUCCCUGGCCAAUGGGGAUCUGAUUGUCUAUAAACGGGAGUUGAGCGUGGUAUACAAUGAGGGCCUGUGGGACACAGAGAGACCGUACACACGCACAAUUGGCAGUGCCACGUCCCCGAUCACCAAGAUGUUGGCGGUGGCGGGGAAACUCUGGUGUGGCUGUCAGAACAACAUCCAUGUUAUAAACCCACUCACGCUCAGUGUCGAGACGUUCCAGGUGACGACAGACGCCAACCGCUCCGUGCAGUGCAUGGUCUGUGCUGGACAGGGGGUGUGGAUUGCCUGUCAACAGUCCUCUAAAGUCAGCCUUUUCCAUGCCACCACCUUUGAACCCCUCCUAGACGUCAGCAUAGCUCAGGCUGUGUCUGCCAAACUGCAGUCGGCUGAUGACAUUAUUCGGCAACACAAGGCAGCAUGUUUGCGGAUCACAGCUCUGCUCAUCUGUAAGGACCUGCUGUGGGUGGGGACGAGUGCUGGAGUCAUCCUCACCAUCCCCAUCCCCAAGAUCACCUCGACCACAACCAAUGGUUCUCUGGCCAUCCCUUCUGUCACAGGCCUAGUCUAUGGGCACACAGGACAUGUCCGCUUUCUGACGAGUGUGGAGCUCUCCAUAGGAGGAAGUCAGAAAAGUGAGGCUAAGGAAUCUCAGGGCGAGGGAAGUGCCAUGCCCGACCUUCACAGGCGGUCCUCAAUGGCAGCUACAAUUGCUACCAUGGCAACACGAAUGCUUGUGAUAAGUGGCGGGGAUGGUUACGAGGAUUUCCUCAAUACAUCGGCCAACGAAGCAGCGGGCCGUGACGAUAGCACAAAUCACCUACUGUUGUGGCAGGUGUGAGAGGAACCGAUGGACGGAUGACUGACUUUCCCACUGGGUGGCAGAUCACAGGCUUUCAUUUACUGCUCAACACAACCAACUUACAGACAGUCUGCCAUCAUACAGUCAUCAGCCCGACUUCAAAGUUGGGGAUUGAGGAUCUGUGCUGAUAGCCAAGUGUUCAUUAUAUUAAAAUUCAAAUUCAGUGGUUCAAGAAUUGACCAACCAAUGCCAAAAUCUUAAUCAUAAUAUACAAUGUACUGUGUAAAACAUAUUGUCUUUCUUGACAGGUGUUACCAUAGGUAAUAAAGCUCAAAGACCUGUAAUAGAGCUUGAAUAUCCUCUCAGCAUAUUUUUCCAAAAAUAUAUAAUUUGUCAAGGGAGGAAAUGAAAAAAUUCAAGCGCUGAUCUAAAUUAUUGUGUUGUGAUGGGACAUGGGAUGCAUAGUUUCAUUCCUAACUAUAUCACCUCUGUUGAGGUGCUUUUCAAGUCCUGCCAAUAUAGAGACCCAUGGACAAUGGUGAUCUGCACAUGAGUGCUGGAAAAUGACAUUAUCCAUUGUCAUGGAAUCAGAGAUUUAGUCGAUACAUGGACAUUUGUGAAAACGUUACUGAGCUGUGCCUGCCCGAUCUGCCCCCAGCUGGACAUGGUGUGUUACGUGUGCAUAUCUACUUGGUGCUCAUCUGAAAACAGGUUGUGAAAUAUUCAUCAACCAGAGGUAUUUUGCUUGCAAGUAUUUUAAAUUGUCUAUUUAUUUCAGUUGUACAUAGUCGCCCAUGCUGUACAGAGUUGGGAAUUGAAGGAUGGCUGAGAUGGGAGAGAAUUAUUGGGCAAACAUAGUACCAAUGUCAUUCACUGGAGGCUACCUAAUUCAGUGCAUCUAUCAUGAGCACAAGAAGGCCUCUUUGCACAAGUUCAAACUAUAUCCAGUUAGUAGUACAGUAUCCAGUUAUAUAGGCCAUGUUGUGACACUACACUUAUUAUUUUUAAGUGGGAUUUUUGGUACGCAAAUACAAAUUGUUACAAAUUUUCAGUUGUUUGAUUUGCAAUAGGUUGUCAAUUCAGUCUCAAAGGAUACAUGAAAUACUUCCGAUAUAUAAUCUAGAUUGAAGUAAGAAAAUGAAGGUAUGAAAUGUUAUCGAAGCAGACAAUGUGAGAGGUUUUACAGUCAGAUUUAUUAUCAUCUAAUCAAAUUUUGAGUUUCAAGGUGUAAUAUUCAGUAAGUGUCAGAAAGUAAUUUAUGCCAAUAGGCCAGUAUUAAAGCAUUGAUAUAUGCUAACAGGACAUUUACUUAUCCCUUAUUUACUAUUUAGAUGGUGGAUCUCCCACUCCACUUGUUGCUAUCCCAGAUAUAUCACAGCUUCUAUUCCUAUUUGUUCUAUAAGAUCUGUUUUAAAGUUUACGUGUUUAUGUAAAAGAUAUUCAGGUGGAUUAGCCCUGUGGUUAAUGUGUUCUUUUCUGGAUGUGUUUGAUUCCCAAAGUGCUACUGUCAGAUUCUGGGCCCUGGGUAACCUCUCACAAAGCACGAAGGUGAUCGUAAGUCACUAAGAUAACCUUAGUGCAAUGUUAAAGAAUGGGAGUUAAGGUUAACCUUAGUAG
Messenger RNA from Haliotis rubra (blacklip abalone), 6853 nucleotides. Its product is annotated as rho guanine nucleotide exchange factor 17-like. Gene Ontology annotation, biological process: actin cytoskeleton organization. Bases 482 to 5275 code for a protein of 1597 amino acids. The record is from RefSeq and is a predicted model, not a curated record. Gene Ontology annotation, molecular function: protein binding; guanyl-nucleotide exchange factor activity. Lineage: Eukaryota; Metazoa; Mollusca; Gastropoda; Lepetellida; Haliotidae. The transcript has 23 exons.